Aspergillus clavatus NRRL 1 is the source of this 534-nucleotide messenger RNA. RefSeq lists its product as uncharacterized. The transcript has 4 exons. The record is from RefSeq and is a predicted model, not a curated record. NCBI's taxonomy places the organism in Eukaryota, Fungi, Ascomycota, Eurotiomycetes, Eurotiales, Aspergillaceae. Bases 1 to 534 code for a protein of 177 amino acids.
AUGUCUGUUCCCCUCACCAAAGUUGACUCGGCCAUCGCUGGCUUGUCGAUAUCGCCCAAGGACGAAAAGGCACCGGAUAAGGCAGAGAAGAAAGCUCACAAGCGAAACUCAUCUCAUGCCGAAGGCAUCUGGAAUAUCAAGGAUCUAGAGGAACAAAAGAUCGAAUUGACCUUGCCAAUCGAAACACAAAAGACAGGGUGGAAGCUCAACACCUCCCCGAGCACUAUUGAAGACAAAGACAUUCUCAAGCUGUACCUGGUGAACCCGCCAGUCAAGAAGAUUGAUCUGGUAUGGCCAUUGGGUCUCUCAGUCACUGCCCGUAACCUCAAGGGUGUUACAAUCAAGGAUGCGCUGGACGCAAUCUACAAGCAAUUCAAGAAGAAGGAUGAUGAAGAUCUAGACAAGCCCUACCUCGCUGGCUUCGAGUGGGACAAGGAGGAGUGCUGGACACGCCUCAUCGUUCAUCAGACCAAGAACGGGCCCCCUGCGGCGCCGAGCAAGAAGUCCAAGAAGAAGAAGGCCGAGGAGGCAUAG